Messenger RNA from Lasiosphaeria miniovina, 2583 nucleotides. RefSeq lists its product as uncharacterized. NCBI's taxonomy places the organism in Eukaryota, Fungi, Ascomycota, Sordariomycetes, Sordariales, Lasiosphaeriaceae. The coding region runs from base 1 to 2583 and encodes 860 amino acids. The transcript has 4 exons. The record is from RefSeq and is a predicted model, not a curated record.
AUGGCGACCACUAAGUCUCCGGUCGCUGCUACACCCCCACACUCUCACGACCGCGCACAGGACGGCGCAGCUAGCUAUUUCCCUCAACAGCAGCAAGAGCAGCCACAUUAUCACGGCAGCGCAGACGCCGAAACCCUCACCAACACCUUGGCAAACUCGCACGUUGCUCAGCCGGACCACAGCAAUCACCUUGCCGCUCCUGUCGGUAUUCGUCCGACAAAAUUCACCGAGGAGUGGGAUGCGAGCCAGCGUGGAAGCUCCAUUAUAGAAGUCACCAAAAUGCAGCGGUCCAGCUCCUUCUCAGGUUCGGUGGCAGGAGGGGUGACGGGCGAGGGGGCUGUGGGUCUCUCUCGUGGCAACACGUUGAAGAAGAAAGCGUCGUUGCGACGAAAUGGAAGCCUGAAGCGCAGUAGCAGCCGCCGAAGCAUGAAGGCUGGGAGUGUUAGGAGCUUAGCCCUCCAGUCAACGAUCGAUCAAGAUGAGAUACAUAGUGCAUUUUACUGCCCGGUGCCAACUGCAGGCACCCCGACCGAAGUACUUGCCAACAGAUUCCAAGCCUGGCGAAAGAUUCUGAAAGACCUCAUCACCUACUUCAGGGAGAUUCAGAGUCACUACGAGCACCGAGCAAAGUCGCUCCUUAAACUUACAAACGUGCUGAACAAUACGGCGACCCCUCCCGGUUUUCUCGCUUCUGGUGGACUCGACGACGCCUUGCAGAUACUGAGAAAUCUCAACAAGCAGGUUGUGACCGAGGCAAAUAAGGCGGCCGAGAUUGAGGAAGACGUUAUUCUUGCUCUCACGGGCUUGCGGAAUGACCUGCACCAGAAAAUAAAGGAGAUAAAGAACUUGUCUAGCGAUUUCAAGAACUCGGUCGAGAAGGAGAUGGAAUCAACACGCAGGGUCGUAAAUCAUCUGCAGGAAGCUUUGGGACAGACUGAACUCGACUCUGCUCUUACAACCGGGAAGCAAGACCCCUAUCUCUUGAGACUAGCUGUUGAUCGACAGAUCGAGAAGCAGAUCGACGAGGAGAACUACCUACACCAGGCUUAUCUGAAUUUGGAGAACUCCGGACGCGAGCUAGAGUCUAUCGUCGUCGGGGAAAUCCAAAAGUCAUACAAUGCAUACGCCGGAAUUCUUAAGAGAGAAUCGGAUGCGGCUUACAACGCCGUCGAGGAGCUUCGGAUCGGGCCAGUAUCCAUGCCCAAAGACACCGAGUGGAUCUCGUUCGUCCAAAGAGACGAGCGUUUCGUGGACCCGGACGUGCCAAUUCGAGCGGCCGAGUUCAUCCAGUACCCAGGUCGCGAUCACUACGCAUGCCAAGAAAUCCGAGCAGGCCUACUGGAGCGCAAGAGCAAGUAUCUAAAGAGCUAUACGGCUGGAUGGUAUGUGUUGUCACCCACUCAUCUCCACGAAUUCAAAUCCGCGGACAAGACUCAGGCUCCUGUCAUGUCUUUGUAUCUCCCGGAACAGAAAUUGGGGUCCCAUUCUACCGAAGGUGGCUCGUCAAACAAGUUCAUCCUCAAAGGUCGCCAAACAGGAUCUAUGCACCGUGGCCACACAUGGGUCUUCCGAGCCGAGAGCCACGAUACAAUGAUGGCCUGGUAUGAAGACAUAAAGGCACUCACCGAGAGGACCCCUGAAGAACGCAGCAAUUUUUUGCGUGGCCAUGGGCGGAGCCUCAGCCGGUCGUCUCAGCGUUCAUCGCUGAGCAGCGACGGUAUGGUUGACGACGACGAGGACCCUCCGUUUACAGCGACAGCCGGAUCGGUCAACCAGCAGCCAAAGCAAGAUAUGAUGCCGCGACGUCCUUCAGGUGGGCGAUUCCCAUCUGAUCUACAGGUGAACCCGGAGAGAGGCUUACAGGUCCCGCUCUCACCGCUUAGUGUGAGCUCCGGAUAUAACGAGAUCAUUGACCGCGGUUUUAUCGCCGCCGCUGGCCAUCUGCCCGAAAAUGAACUUGGCCAGCCGCAUUACGCUUCCCACGACCCCGAUUCCGACUACUUGGGCAGGUCAGCGGCGCGUCAAAGCAGUGUAAUCCAGCCAAGCUCAGGGAGCGGUCUUGGAGGCGAAUCGAUCCCUCACGCAGCCUCAAAACACUAUGGGAAGUCCCCGAUAGUGGGAGCCCAGAUACCGGGAACCGCACCAGAUGAGCCAUGGGGACCCAGCAGCCAGGGAACUGGGACGGAGGCAAAUUCCUUGCCCACAGGCCUCAGAUUGCCUCCAUCGCCUAUGAUCGGAGCUGACUCAGCGUGGACUGGGCCAGUACAGUCCAUUACUCCCGACUUUGCUGUUGAUUCCACCACGAAAGGCCAACAGAUAUUGUCGUCCGAAAGCGAUAGAAGUUUCACGAAUUCACAUAGUUCCGAAGACCCUGUGGUGGUGAUUGGCCAGUAUUCGGGUGGUGCAACAGCUGAUGGGGCUAGGGAACUGGAUUUGGAUGCGAGCGGCGGUGCCAUUGCUCGGGAGGGCGAAAGAUUGACACGGCCAGUAGGUGGAACAGUACGGAACGAUAGCGUUCCGACCAUCUCGCACCUGCAUAUUCCUGGAGAAUAUCCUAGAGGCUCAACCUCGGGCUUUUCUUAG